Molecule: messenger RNA, 387 nt
Organism: Symbiodinium pilosum
Lineage: Eukaryota; Dinophyceae; Suessiales; Symbiodiniaceae
Source: the annotation of a GenBank genome assembly
GCCCAGAUCGUCGGCAAUCCCAGUGAGACCAGGGAGGCCAAGGAGAAAAAGGACGAGGCGAAGGAGCCUGGCAGCCUUGCGGGCCUUGGGGACCUUUGCGGAGAGCACGGUUUUGCCAAUCAGCCGGACAUGCGGCCGGCCCCAAACGCUGCGGCGCCACUUCAGGAUGCCAAGUGCAUCGAUGCCCUGGGGCGCAUCGAGACACGGAUGACCGAACUGCUCGGCUGCAUGACUGAGCUGGCUGGCAACUUGAAGGACAUGGCACAAACAGACGUGCCCAAGAAGAAGGACGGAGCCAAAGCGACGACAGUUCCGAAAGCGAAGGCAAAGAAGGAGUCGAUUGCGCCUCCAAGCCAAGCCAACGGUGUCCAGAGCAGUAUCCCGGAG